AUGGUGGGUGCUGCCAACCUGACCAAGAUGAAGGCAAUCUUGGGUGAGUUCUGGCGCAGGCAAAAGACUGUCAGGCCUGACUCAGCGUUUUUUGAAUUUGCUGCAGCUCAUGGCCUUCCUUUGAACCAGUGCGUCCCAUUCUUGUCGCACACAGAUGAGGGACGCAGCUACAAGCAUUUGCCCCUCUUUGUUUUGAGCAGCCAUGGAGCAGUUGGCAGAGGAAGCAGGUCAUGGCUGGCCCAAGGGAAACACAAAGCGCCACUGCGCAGGAAUGCAAUGGGUUUGAACAUGGUUGGUUCCACCUGGUCAACGAAUUUCAUUUUUUGCUCGGCUGCAAAAAAUGUCAUCCAGGAGCCAGGCGCUCUUGACAAGAUCUUGGAGGUGCACAGUGAUGAUGUGUACAAGCUCAUGACCGAAGGACUGCAGAGUGCAGAUGGGCAGCGUUGGUGGUUUAUUCACCUGGCGACAAAAGCAGAUUUGCCAGCCCUGCAGAAACUGACCAACUCCUAUCGAAGUUUCGGCAAUGUCCCACGGGCUGCUUCGUCAAGGAACCCAUGCAAGGGCAUUUGCUAUUUGUGCAGUGCUGGGCAGGAAGCGGAUCCUGUUGCUGGUUUGCCAGCAAUUCCAUACGAGGAUGUUUCGCGGAAUGCAGACUGGGUGCGAACCACUGCCCAGCAGGUGCCUUGGAACACUUUGCCUACGAUCCUGACCCAUUUGCCCUUGUCGACCGAGGAGAAGAUUCGUUUCUUCCGAACUGACCUGUGGCACAAUGCGCACUUAGGUGUCUUGAAGCAGUUCACAGCAUGUGCUUUUGUGGCAAUUGUGGAGAGUGGACUGGGAUGCCUACCUGCUGGAUCAAUUGAGGCAAAGUUUUCAUGGCUGACAGGCCUGUAUCGGCAGCACUUCAGAACACCGCCAUUUGUGUCUGAGAUUUCUCGAGAUACAAUGUGUUUCCCGGCCAGUACUGCAAGCCCCAUUGGGAAGUGGAGCAAAGGAGCGGCUUCUGCUGAGAUGAUGUCUUUCCUUGAUGCUUUCUGCCGAGACUACAUCGUUGGUCACACGGAAGACCGGAAAGUUUAUCUCGUGCAGAUUCCGACCAGCGAGGCUUAG
This is a messenger RNA of Cladocopium goreaui, 1110 nucleotides long. NCBI's taxonomy places the organism in Eukaryota, Dinophyceae, Suessiales, Symbiodiniaceae. The record is from the annotation of a GenBank genome assembly.